AUGGCGGCGCCCAUGGAGCUGUUCUGCUGGUCAGGGGGCUGGGGGCUGCCGUCAGUGGACCUGGACAGCCUGGCCGUGCUGACCUAUGCCAGAUUUACUGGUGCCCCACUCAAGGUGCACAAGAUCACCAACCCCUGGCGGAGUCCUGCAGGAACUCUGCCGGCCCUUCGGACCAGUCAUGGAGAGGUCAUCUCAGUACCACACAAGAUCAUCACCCACCUUCGAAAAGAGAAGUACAAUGCCGAUUACGACCUGUCAGCCCGGCAAGGAGCAGACACCUUGGCUUUCAUGUCUUUGCUGGAGGAGAAGCUGCUCCCAGUGCUGAUACAUACUUUUUGGGUAGACGCCAAGAACUAUGUAGAAGUGACCCGGAAGUGGUAUGCAGAGGCUAUGCCCUUUCCCCUCAACUUCUUCCUGCCUGGCCGCAUGCAGCGGCAGUACAUGGAACGGCUGCAGCUGCUGUGUGGGGAGCACAGGCCUGAGGAUGAGGAGGAGCUGGAGAAGGAGCUAUACCAGGAGGCCCGAGAAUGCUUGACUCUUCUCUCUCAGCGCCUGGGCUCUCAGAAAUUCUUCUUUGGAGAUGCCCCCGCCUCCCUGGAUGCCUUCGUCUUCAGCUACCUGGCCCUGCUGCAACAGGCGAAGCUGCCCAGUGGGAAGCUGCAGGCCCACCUGCGGGGGCUGCACAAUCUCUGUGCCUAUUGCACCCACAUCCUCAGCCUAUAUUUCCCCUGGGAAGGAGCUGAGGCACCACCUCCACGCCAGACACCAGCGAACCCAGAGACUGAGGAGGAGCCGUACCGGCGCCGGAACCAGAUCCUGACCGUGUUGGCGGGGCUGGCAGCUAUGGCCGGCUACGCCUUGCUCAGCGGCAUUGUCUCCAUCCAGCGGGCACCAUCUGCCCGGGCCCCAGGCACCCAGGCCCUGGGCAUGGCUGAGGAGGAUGAAGAGGAGUGA
Rangifer tarandus platyrhynchus (Svalbard reindeer) is the source of this 954-nucleotide messenger RNA. NCBI's taxonomy places the organism in Eukaryota, Metazoa, Chordata, Mammalia, Artiodactyla, Cervidae. The record is from the annotation of a GenBank genome assembly.